AUGUCUAUGUGUGUCUCACACACUUCUUGUAUCUCACCCUCUUCUCCCUCCUCCUCCUCCUCCUUUCCCCUACUCCAGCUCCACUCGGACGUCGACUCGGGCGUCGGCAACAUCAAGUACAUCCUGUCCGGCGAAGGCGCCGGAACGAUCUUCGUCAUCGACGACAAGACGGGCAACAUCCACGCCACCAAGACCCUGGACCGCGAGGAGCAGGCCCAGUACACGCUGACGGCCCAGGCCGUGAACCGGGACACCAAUAAGCCCCUGGAGCCUCCGUCGGAGUUCAUCGUGAAGGUCCAGGACAUCAACGACAACCCUCCCGAGUUCCUCCACGGGCCGUACUACGCCAGGGUGCCCGAGAUGUCCAAUGUCGGUACGUCGGUGAUGCAGGUGACGGCGUCGGAUGCUGACGACCCCACCUACGGCAACAGCGCCAGGCUGGUGUACAGCAUCCUGCAAGGACAGCCGUACUUCUCCGUGGAGUCUCAGACGGGCAUAAUUCGGACCGCCUUGCCCAACAUGGACCGCGAGGCCCGCCAGGAGUACGACGUCCUCAUCCAGGCCAAAGACAUGGGCGGUCACAUGGGGGGGCUGUCGGGGACCACCCAGGUGAAAAUCACCCUCACGGACGUCAACGACAACCCGCCGAAGUUCCCACAGAGUGUGUAUUCCAUGUCCGUGUCCGAGGACAAAGUGCCCGGCGAGGAGGUGGGCCGCCUCAAGGCCAAGGACCCCGACCUGGGAGACAACGGCAUGGUGAACUACCGCCUGGUGGACGGAGACGGGCUGGGCCUGUUCGAGCUGAGCACCGACUCGGAGACCAGGGAGGCCGUCAUCAAACUGAAGAAGCAUGUGGACUUUGAGACUAAAAGGUCGUACACGUUGAGGGUGGAGGGAUCCAACCCUUACAUCGACCCCCAGUACAUCGCUUGGGGGCCUUAUAAGGACGAAGCCACGAUAAAGAUAUCGGUGGAGGAUGCAGACGAACCUCCUGCGUUCGUGGCUCCCAGUUACACUUUUGAGGUGGCGGAGAACGCGCCCGAGGGCGCCCAGGUGGGACGGGUCCACGCCAAGGACACCGAUGUGGCCAACAACCCCGUCAGGUACAUGAUCCCCUUGUACACGGACAUCGAGCAGUUCUUCAGCGUCAACCCCGACGACGGCAUGAUCACCACGACGAGGCCGCUGGACCGAGAAGCCCAGGCCUGGCACAACAUCUCCGUGUCGGCCACGGAGAUAGGAGGUCACCACCAAGACACCAAAGUGCGCGUCAACAUCAAAGUGAAAGACGUGAAUGACAACUCCCCAGAGUUCGCCACCAACAACGAGGUCCUCAUGUGUGAAACCGUCGCACUGGGGAAGGUUAUUGAGACGGUGAGCGCGGUGGACAAGGACGAGAUGGCUCACCGGCAGCACUUCACGUUCAGCCUCGCCCCCGAAGUCACCCACAACCACAACUUCUCCCUCAAAGACAACAGAGACAGCACGGCCAGCAUCUACGUGCUGCGUAAGGGCUUCAGCCGCCUGACCCAGGACGUGUACUACCUUCCCAUCGAGAUAAACGACAACGGCUUCCCGGCGCUGAGCAGCACCAACACGCUGACCAUCCGAGUGUGCUCCUGCGACAGCAGAGACACCAUCCUCUCCUGCAACGUGGAGCCCUACGUCCUGCCCGCGGGCCUCAGCCCCGGGGCGCUGAUAGCCAUCCUGGCCUGCAUCGUCAUCCUGCUGGGGAUCGUGGUGUUGUUCGUUGCUCUGAGGCGUCAGAAGAAGGAGCCCCUGAUCGUGUUCGAGGAGGAGGACAUCAGGGAGAACAUCAUCACGUACGACGACGAGGGCGGCGGCGAGGAGGACACGGAGGCCUUCGACAUCGCCACACUUCAGAACCCGGACGGCGCCAACGGCUUCCUGCCGAGAAAGGACAUCAAGCCAGAGCUCCAGUUUCCCAUCAGGCCCGGCGGCGCCGGCCACAACGGCGCCAACAGCGUCGACGUCGACGACUUCAUCAAGACCCGGAUCGCGGAGGCCGACGGCGACCCGACGGCGCCCCCGUACGACUCCAUUCAGAUCUACGGCUACGAGGGCCGGGGAUCGUUGGCCGGGUCGCUGAGCUCCCUCGAGUCCGUCACCACGGAGUCCGACCUGGAUUAUGACUAUCUGCAGAGCUGGGGGCCCAGGUUUAAGAAGCUGGCGGAUUUGUACGGGACCAAAGACUGCUUCAUGGACGAUGAUGGCGAUGACGGCGAAGACUCUUAA
Messenger RNA from Cyclopterus lumpus (lumpfish), 2256 nucleotides. RefSeq names its product cadherin 11, type 2, OB-cadherin (osteoblast) (gene cdh11). The transcript is spliced from 12 exons. Gene Ontology annotation, biological process: cell morphogenesis; homophilic cell-cell adhesion; calcium-dependent cell-cell adhesion. Lineage: Eukaryota; Metazoa; Chordata; Actinopteri; Perciformes; Cyclopteridae. Gene Ontology annotation, molecular function: calcium ion binding; cadherin binding. The record is from RefSeq and is a predicted model, not a curated record. Gene Ontology annotation, cellular component: plasma membrane; catenin complex; adherens junction. The coding region runs from base 1 to 2256 and encodes 751 amino acids.